Messenger RNA from Danaus plexippus (monarch butterfly), 1739 nucleotides. RefSeq names its product porphobilinogen deaminase. The record is from RefSeq and is a predicted model, not a curated record. The coding region runs from base 264 to 1478 and encodes 404 amino acids. Lineage: Eukaryota; Metazoa; Arthropoda; Insecta; Lepidoptera; Nymphalidae. Gene Ontology annotation, molecular function: hydroxymethylbilane synthase activity. Gene Ontology annotation, cellular component: cytoplasm. Gene Ontology annotation, biological process: heme biosynthetic process. The transcript is spliced from 7 exons.
UCAAAUGCAAUCGAAAGCUUCGAAAUAUAUUGAUAAUGAUUUUGACAAGAAUCAAGUUGGACUGGGAUAGGAGAUAGUGAUUGUUAGAUUACAUUUAUAAUCGCUAUGAUAUAACAUUCAUUCAUUUAAUCAAAUGUCCCCGUACAUGUCCACUACAGUGUUAGUGACAUGUGCUUAAAUUAGCAAGUAAUAUUAAAAUUAUAAUAAAUGCUAAUAAUUUAUGUAACCUUCAUCGAAAGGACGAGUUGAAAUAGUUACUUGCAAUGGAAAGUGAACGGAAAAAUGUAGUUCGUGUUGGUUCGAGAAAAAGCGAGUUAGCGCUUAUUCAAACUAACUUUGUGAUAGACAGCUUAAAGAAAAUCUAUCCAGAAAAAGAAUUCACCAUAGUUUCGAUGACAACAUUGGGUGACAGAGUGUUAGAUAUCUCGUUACCAAAAAUAGGUGAAAAAUCGUUAUUCACUAAAGACCUAGAGGAAGCCUUAAGGAACAACACUGUCGAUUUUGUUGUGCAUUCGUUAAAAGACUUGCCAACUACCUUACCAGAGGGUCUUGCUAUUGGCGCUGUGUUUGAAAGAGAAGAUCCGCGAGAUGCUCUCGUACUAAGAGAAGACAUCAAAGAAGCGACACUCAGUGCAUUGCCGGCUGGAUCUAUCAUAGGAACAUCAUCUUUACGUCGAACAGCACAGCUUAGAGGGAGUUAUCCCGAACUGUCGGUGCAAGAUGUGAGAGGAAACCUUAAUACAAGAUUGAAGAAAUUAGACAGCGGAGCAUAUUCUGCAUUACUGCUAGCGACUGCCGGUUUAGAAAGAAUGGGCUGGGAAAAACGAAUCACCAAGAUUCUUCCGUGUUCUGAGAUGAUGUAUGCUGUAGGUCAAGGUGCCCUUGCAGUGGAAUGCCGGUCGGAUAAUGCUGAAAUUUUAACAUUAUUAUCCCCGUUCAAUCAUGUAGAGACAUAUUGUAGAGUAUUGGCCGAGAGGAGCUUCUUGAAAACAUUGGGUGGUGGUUGCAGUGCACCAGUCGGUGUGUCAACAAAGUUAAAAGCUUUGGAUUCCGAUUGGAAACUAAGUAUAACAGGCGGAGUAUGGAGUUUGGAUGGAAAAACAAAAGUAACGGACACAUUGGAAAAGACAUUUACACAAAUUAAAAAGUCACAAAAACACAAACUAAGUCCUACUGAAGAUAAUAUGAACAAAAAAAUUAAAAUUGAUGAUAAUAACGACAAUAUUACGCAUCCACUAGCUGAAUUAGACAAUAUAAUAGAAAAGAACAACGGAAAUUUAAAUUGUGAGGAAUCAUCCAAGGAGAUAACAUGCAGGCUAUUCUGCGGUCUGAUUGAAAAUAAAAAUAUACCAGUAGACGUGAUUAUGAAAUGUGAAGAUCUUGGCAAAGAAUUAGCUAAUAAUUUAAUAACAAACGGUGCUUUAGAUGUUAUGAAAGUAACACAGGAUCUUAUAAGGAAUUCGAUAAAAAGUUCAUGAUAUAUAAUAAAAUUGUAUAUACUAUUGUAUAUAUCCUGGCGGUUCUGCGUAUUUAUUAUGCAAAUUAUGUAUUGUUUUCGUUGCAAAUUAAAUAUUUCUAAUAAAUCUUUUUUAAGAAAUCUGUUAUGACUUAUGACUGUGUUCUACUUCGAAACGGGACCUUAUAUUUAAUUUAUUGUUGAGUACUUACCGGGUUAUACAAUUAUUAUGGUACUUAUUGUUGUAUUGGGUUUUAUGUUAAAUAAAUUGGCUCAUGACAAA